Molecule: messenger RNA, 3199 nt
Organism: Bombus pascuorum
Lineage: Eukaryota; Metazoa; Arthropoda; Insecta; Hymenoptera; Apidae
Gene: CCAP-R
Product: cardioacceleratory peptide receptor
Exons: 8
Coding region: 563-1786 (407 amino acids)
Biological process (GO): G protein-coupled receptor signaling pathway
Cellular component (GO): membrane
Molecular function (GO): vasopressin receptor activity
Source: RefSeq, a predicted model, not a curated record
CGUCUACGAAGAUGGAAGUCCGAGCGUAGAGUCGCCGCGAAUUUGUCGGCCGCCUCAGUCGCGUUCGGCGCGUCGUACGAGCAAGUGCGUUCUCGUUCGUUCUCACCCUGUUUCCGUAACCCUCGCAGUUUUUCUCUCGAUCCUCUUCCGUUUCCUCCUUCUCGAUCUACAUCGUCGAAGCUUUAUCUUUUUCCCCGCGAUCUUUACACAGUCGCCGAUCGAAACGAAACGGCAAUCCGCGAAACAACGUAACCAGAAGGAUAAUCAAAAAUGAAUCACAUUUAAAGGAUCGACAUAAGGAUUUUCGUCGAAGGCGACGGUAUUGAGAAGAAUGUGCGAGAAUCACGUUGUCGAGUAAUCGGAAAUCCAGUGGUCGAGAUAGAAAUCGGUCGUCGGACGUAAACCAAAGAGGGCAACGAGAUGAAGUCAUCGGACGCUUAGCCAGAGAUCGGCUGGAAGCCAUGAAUUUUUCGUUGCGGCUUCGUCGAGUAAAAACUUGAAUCGCGAAUAAAAUCGCGGUGAAGAGGAACAGCAGCACGAUCGCAAAGCGUUCGCGAACGACAUGUCCGAGGAAGAAACGGCAGAACGGGCCGAUCGUAAUAAAACGUUCGAGAUAGACAGACCGAUUCAGGGGAAUCGUACGGGGGACCUGCCGGAAUUCUUCAACGUCACUUCGCUCGAUGUCAACGAAACGAACGAGAUCGACUCAUUCUACUUCUACGAGACGGAACAAUUCACGGUCUUGUGGCUGCUGUUCGCGAUGAUAGUCGUCGGGAAUAUCGCGGUGCUAAUUGGCCUGCAGUGGGGCAAACGGCGUAAGACGCGCAUGGAUUUUUUUAUCAAACAGCUAGCGUUUGCGGAUUUAUUGGUAGGCCUGAUAUCCGUGCUAACGGAUAUAAUUUGGAGAACGACGGUGACCUGGCACGCGGGCAACGUUGCCUGCAAAUUGAUAAGGUUCAUGCAAGCCGUCGUUACGUACAGUUCUACAUACGUACUUGUCGCAUUGUCGAUCGACAGAUAUGACGCCAUUACCAGACCCAUGAAUUUCACCGGCAGGUGGUGGAGAGCCAGGGCUCUGGUGGUAGCUGCUUGGGGCUUGUCGGCAUUGUUUAGCGUGCCGAUUAUUUUCCUGUACGAGGAAAAACGCAUACAGGGGAAGACACAAUGCUGGAUAGAUCUGGGAUCUCCUAUGCAAUGGAGGAUCUACAUGAGCCUGGUCAGCUUUACCCUCUUUAUAGCCCCUACUCUGAUAAUAGGAGGCUGUUAUGCUGUGAUCGUAGCUACUAUAUGGUCGCAAGGAGGGGCAUUACGUCAGGGACCUACUCGAGACACCAGGAGAGCAUCGUCCCGAGGACUCAUUCCCAGGGCUAAAGUUAAGACGGUCAAAAUGACUCUCGUUAUAGUGUUCGUAUUCAUUCUUUGUUGGAGCCCGUACAUAGUGUUCGAUCUGCUGCAAGUUUACGGAUAUGUGCCAGAGACUCAGACUAACAUCGCCGUGGCCACUUUCAUUCAAAGUUUAACACCUCUGAAUUCUGCGGCGAAUCCGAUUAUAUACUGUCUCUUCAGCACGUCGUUUUGUAAAACCGUACGGAACAUACAGGCGAUCUCGUGGGUUUCUGGAUGGUGUGCGACGAAUCCCCAUCAUUGUUUCGGCACCGGUGCUCCGAACAGCAGCACCAGAACAACAGUAACGACGUCGUUGACGGCCCAGUCUUCGAGAAGAAGCGGGCACAUCGCCAUGCUACACUCCACCACCAGAAAACGUGUUAUGGUGUCUCUGGUUUAAGGAACGAACGAUAGGAACUGCAUCUGGAAUUCAUAUUAGAUAUACGUAGAAUUCUUCCGCCUAACAGCUCCUGUUGAGCUUCGACAAAGAGACCACAAGUAUUACGAGUCUCCGAAAUUAUGUUCGAUACUUCGUCUACAUUUCUCGAAUCACGACACACGAAUCUUUGAAUCAUCAUAGAACUUUUUCUUAUCUUCUCUUCGAUUCCUUAUCUCUUCUUCAUCGAGAAUUCGAGGGAAUACGAAAUGAAAUUGGGACUCGUUGUUGUAAUACAAAGUACCGAUUUACGUGUUAUGUAAUGAAUAUUAGAAUCAUAAUUUAGGAGACCGCGGAGAAAUGUGAAUAAAAUAAGUUUCUUAUUCCCGCAUUUACGUGAUCAGUAUUUUAGGCGAGAUCGUGCACGGUCCUCAUAUUUUUCAUCCUCUAAGUGAAACGUAACGUCUUAUUAAUGAAACUUUCGAAACGUCAAAGUUGUUCCGAAUUGCGAUAUUUGUACAAGAAAUUUACCGACGGCGGCAAACGAAAGCCGAAUAGCGAGAUACGGCUCUACGACCGACCAGGAAUAUCAUUUCGUUAAAUAAACUCCGAUUUAAUGAAGCCGUUCGCCAAGUUUCAGGAGGAUGAAAGGAACAUUAACCUGGCAAUUGAUCAGCCUAUGUGGAAAAUGAUACGCUCAAAGUAUACAUGUACAUAUAUACAUAAGGAACGAACGGCAGCUUCAUGUGUAUAUACGUAUGCACGUUUUACAGUCGCGCACGCACACACGUAUACAUAUUUGCACGCAGGCUAGAUACAUACCUACACACGUGAAGCCAUAAAUGUGUAAUAUAUUCAUGUGUUCCAUCCGUUCGCGAUCGACGCGAAAACGCUCAACGCUUGAGGUGGACUAUUUUGUUAGCGAUCUAUAGGAACGAUAAAUCGCUACCAGCAAAACAAUUCCUCGUAUCGAUUCGCAUCUCUACGAACAACACAGUUGUGCAACAAAUUCAUCUUUGUACCUUCGAGCGAUCGCGAGCUUCUCUAUCGUGAACACUCUAUCAAGCACUGAAAUGUAACUGCUGCAAUGAAAACAGCUUCGUUCGAACAUGCGAAAAGAAUUACCGUCCAUGAAUCGGAACGGGAAGAUUUAAUUGUUUAAUCGACCACUUGAACUUUCUUACUAUGUAUUGUGUUACAAGAUCGAAGAGCCCUUUUAUAACGCAGUUAGAUGUUACGAACAUGCUACGUUUAGAUAACAGUAGAUGAAGCUGUAUUCGUAAUUCGUCUAUUCGUUAUUUAUUGUACUCUAUUGAGAAAAGAAGGAACAAGAAUAAGAAAUAAGUUAUGGAAGAUAACGCGUCGCUACGUCUUCUUACGAUAUGAAUAUUUUCACUGUGCACAAAGUUUGUACAUACCGUCGAAUAAACUCGUGCA